UUGGUUAUUGGUGAAGAAACUUUACGAAAUGAAAUUGACAGUGUAUCUAUUCAUGCUUUGAGUGUGAAUUAUACUGAUAAACGUGGAAAACACGGCAAACAUUGUAAACUUACUGAUGAAGAAAUACAAUCAGUUCAUGAUCACAUAAAUUCGAUCCCACGGACGGAGAGUCAUUACUUAAGGGCGAAUACAACUAGAGAAUACAUAGAUGGAAGUCUGACUAUAGCUGAGCUCCAUCGUAGUUAUCAAAGACUCAGACAAGAAUCUGGCAGACCAGCCGUCAAUUACGACGCUUACCAUCGAAUCUUCAACACUGAUUUUAAUUUAGGCUUAUUUGCACCUCGUAAAGACCAGUGCGAUGAAUGCGAAGCCUACAAAAACGCUGUCGACAAAGAACCAUUGAAUAAGCAUAAAUUACACCUUGAGGAAAAAUGUAUGGCCCGAUUGGAACUUGAAAAGGACAUAGAACAAAGCAAACAGAUGGAUUCGAAUAAUAUAGUAACCAUAUUCGAUCUACAGACAGUGUUACCAUGCCCAUUGGCCAAUCGUCAGCUUUCUUUUAUAAAUCAAAGCUUAACUGCUACAUUUCACGGGCUCAUUAUGGCUCAUCACAUCAAUGAAAAUGCAAUAUUAUCCGCACUUAUGGAAGAAAAUGAUAGCGAUACGGAAGAGCUGUUUCUACCUGGAAGUGAAGAUGACUCGGAUCACUUGAGCAUUCAGUCUGAAAGUGAAAGUGAAGAGGAAGUACAGGAUAUUACUUCAGGUGGUGAAUCUUCUUGUUCAAAUCAGUUUUACACUGGUAAAGAUGGCAAAACAAAAUGGCAGAAGGAGCCACCGAGAACUAAUGUUCGUACAAGAUCAGAAAAUAUAAUUACUCAAUUGCCGGGAGUAAAGAGCCAAUAUAAAGACAAAAAAACCAGUUUAGAAUGCUUUGAAAUUCCAAUGCUGUCUUCAAAUCUCGAUAAACGAAGUACUUCUCCAAUAAGUAGGGAUGAAGAACCAAGUACUAGGAUUGACGAUCAACCAACUACAGUUUUGAAUGACGAACAGCAAAGUACGGCUGCUUUGAACGAUCAACCAACUACAUCAUCUGCUGUUAUCGAACAACCAACUGUUUCAUCUGCUGUUAUCGAACAACCAACUACCUCAUCUGCUCCCAAGGAUAAUCAUUCUCAGUCUACUUCGACGUCACAUGACAUUAUUUCAACCAUAAUAUUAAAAAGUCAGUGUCUUUUUUGCGGACAUGUGGAAAAAAAGGUUGUGAAUGGACUGAGCACGCAUGUUGCUUUUGAUAAUUUUGAUCACUUUGUGGACACAUCUACUGGAAAGGAUACUUUGCAUGACACAGUCGGUAUCAUUUAUCAGUUUCAAAGCGAAAAUCAUGAAGAUUCUGACAAUGAUUCAAGUUCGGGUUCAUACUUCCAUGCAGAUGACGAUGAACGUCUUCCUCGCAAAAGACGGCGUUUUGAAGCGCCUACAAGAAGUAUAACUCCUUACAUUAAAACACCUUUCACAACAAAAUCCAAACAGUUGUACUAUUUACCACCAAUAAACGAUUCUCCGACAUCACUAGCUGUUGUUCAGGAAACUUUAAACAUAGCUAAGAAAGUUGUGCAGAACUGCCAUCAAGAACAGAUUAUUGCCACGUAUGAUUUAGCAAUUGCCAAACUAACAAUGCAAAUUCAAUAA
Messenger RNA from Parnassius apollo (apollo), 1689 nucleotides. The record is from the annotation of a GenBank genome assembly. Lineage: Eukaryota; Metazoa; Arthropoda; Insecta; Lepidoptera; Papilionidae.